Messenger RNA from Entrophospora candida, 891 nucleotides. The record is from the annotation of a GenBank genome assembly. NCBI's taxonomy places the organism in Eukaryota, Fungi, Glomeromycota, Glomeromycetes, Entrophosporales, Entrophosporaceae.
AUGGGCUUAAAAAAAGAAGAUAAUAAUAAAGCAAAGCAAGCAAUACCCGUCUCUGAUAAAACAUUAUUCACAGUUACCUUAUUUUCUACAUUUGUAAAGAAUAAUAUUGUUACUUCUAAUGAUAUUCGGAAGACUACUUCCUUAAUUGCUGGAAAUGUUGCUGCGUCAACACUUGGAUUAACUAGUCUGUCGAUUGUACCGUUAAUUUUAACAUCAAUAAUUGACGCAUUAGGUUUUGGUACAGGAAGAGGUGCAGCAAAUUCAUUCGCUUCUUGGUUUAUGUCAUUAUAUGGAGGUGUUUUUUUUAUUCUACAAUCGAUUGGAACUACUGGAUUAGGAGGUGUUGGAACCUUAAUAAGCAAUGGCUUCGGAGCAGCUGUUAGAGCUCUAGUUGGGGCAUUAGGCGGUGCUAAGUUGGCAUACUAUUUUAAUAUUAUGGAAUUAACUGGAGAAGAAAAACAAAACUUUGAGAAAUUAGUUCAAAUCGAAGAAAAAAAAAUUUCAAAUAAUGAUAAUACUAUGGUCACAUUCACACUUACGCCAACUUUAUUGUAUAAUAAAGAAAAGUUAAAACUUUUUAUUGAAGCGUUCAUAGCUUGUUCAUCUUUUGCUAAUUCUAAUUUGUUUAAAUUUUAUUUUCAAGAAAGUGGUUUAUUUUUAUGGAAAUUAAAAUACCAUGAAAAAUAUUUGAAAGGCAAUGUUUAUAACUUGUUAGUUAGCAAUUACGGAGAAUACAGAGUGAAACCUAUUUUAAAAUGUCAUUUAAUAGUUGGAUAUGAUUUAGAUCUUAGUGAUUAUGAGCCACCAAGUUUUGUAAUGAAAGCAUUGGUGGCAAUUUGGAGAAAUAUAAAUAAGGGCGACGGAGAUGGUAAAAUAAAGUCAAAAUUAUAA